This is a messenger RNA of Trichoderma virens Gv29-8, 1715 nucleotides long. RefSeq lists its product as uncharacterized. Gene Ontology annotation, biological process: attachment of GPI anchor to protein. The transcript has 2 exons. Gene Ontology annotation, cellular component: GPI-anchor transamidase complex. Lineage: Eukaryota; Fungi; Ascomycota; Sordariomycetes; Hypocreales; Hypocreaceae. The record is from RefSeq and is a predicted model, not a curated record. Bases 48 to 1655 code for a protein of 535 amino acids.
AGCCAAUUCGUGAUCCAGCUGCUCGCAAAUCUUCUAGGACGGCAAUCAUGGCGCCUGGGGAAUCAGGGCAGCCGCAGGCAUCCGGCGAUUCUGCGCCUGUUGCUUCAUCGCCUCCUUUGCCGCCUCCCGAGAAGCCGUCGGCAGUCAGACAGCGAUCCUAUGUCGUGUUGUCCUUCUGGCUGGUUGUCCUUCUGCUUGGACUGCCCAUCUGGUGGAAGACAACGGCGAUUUACCGAGCCGAGUUGCCUCUGGAUAGGAUGCUGAAGUGGGCUGACGGAAAGGCUUGUCGACCCGUUUUCCCCCUCCAGAUCUCGAUACAGGCGGAUUCUCUCCAAGAGCAAGAAGCGCAGAAUCUUAUCCGGUUGACCCAGCAUGCAUUGGACGACCUCAAUGACUUCUCCGGCCACCAUUUGCGCUUGCAGCUUGCGCCGCGGAACGCGCCCCUUCCAAGAGACGACUUUCAAACCGCUUUGACGAUUCGCCUCAAACCGGGCACCAGCAGCUCGGCCUCUCUCAACCAGGAAUCGGCUGUUCUCGACAUAACUUAUCCUCCAAACCAUGUUCCGUCUCUCACGUCGCCAUCUUCUCCGCUCGCAUCUUACAUCACCAACGAACUCCGAGCUACCUUUGCCGAGGAACAGUCCAUUAUAUCAUACCUCCUUUCUACGUCGUCCAUGUCUACCGGCGUGCGUCCCCAAGGCCUGAGUGCCGAGGCCGCCGAAGCUCUCUCCAAGCGAACGACUCGAUCUCUGCGAUACGCUCCGACAUAUCAUCUCACCUUUUCUCUGUUCACCGACAAUGCGCUGCCCAAUACCUGGGAUAUCGAGGCCGCAUUGGACGAGUACAUCCGACCAAUGCUGGAGGUCCUGCGCCCCAUCCACAACUUUACCAUCGACACACAAAUUCAGCUAUACGCCAUUCCCGGUGUACAAUCUCAAGUGCUUAGCAAAGACCACCUAUCCUCGUUUAUCAAUGCUGCAGAGUGGCCGCUGUCCCCAUCUAUUGGCAAGGCGCCGACGAUCAACUUUGUCAUAUACAUUGGAAACCAGACAGUUGGGCUGGAUGCUGAGGCAGAGACAGCUCAGUCAUGGAUGAUCCCCCAAUGGGGCACCGUGUACCUGCUUUCUCAACCCGACACGGAGAGCCAUGUAUCGACCGCAGCGCUGAAACAGCCCAUGCUUACGUUUGGUGGCCAUUUGUUAUCACUAAUGGGCACUCCUCAGUCUGGGUCGCUGCCCUUGAGACUCUCCACCCUGGGUCGCAUCCGAUCUACGGAUCUUUUGCUUCGCGCAUCGUCCACUCUGGGAUCUCUUGCGAGACUAUCACUCGCGCUGCCUUCCAUCUCGAUUCCUCGCAGCGUUGCAGACGGUGUUUCAAAGACGAUGCAUCACUUGGAGCUGGCCUGCGCUGAUCUUGGAGGGCCUGAAGGACUGAUGCACGCGAGAAUUGCAGAGGAGGAGGCAGAGAGGGCUUUCUUCGAGAAGAGCAUGGUGGGACAAUUGUACUUCCCAGACGAGCACAAGAUUGCCGUCUAUCUCCCGUUGCUUGGACCGGUGUUUGUGCCGCUCCUCAUGGGACUAAUAAAUGAGGUAAAGAAGUUUAUAAAGGAGGCGAAGCAGAAAGCACAGGAAGCUAGAAGUAAGAAACAUCAGUAAUAAAUUUUAGAUCUUUUCUUCUUUUUUUUUUUGGUUAUAUGAAAUAGAAAGAUACCCACG